Molecule: messenger RNA, 2801 nt
Organism: Stegastes partitus (bicolor damselfish)
Lineage: Eukaryota; Metazoa; Chordata; Actinopteri; Pomacentridae
Product: liver carboxylesterase 1
Exons: 7
Source: RefSeq, a predicted model, not a curated record
AAAAUGGGACGCCGGAAACAAGGCCACAUCAAAGCAGGUUCUUGUUGCUAAUCGAUCCCCCCCCUCCCUCUCCUCCACAGGGAACUAUGGCUUCCUGGACCAGAUCGCAGCUCUGAAGUGGGUCCAGAGAAACAUCCACGUGUUUGGAGGAGAUCCUGGGAAAGUCACCAUAUUUGGACAGAGCUCAGGUGGGACCUCUGUCUGGACCCUGAUGAUGUCCCCGCUGGCCAAAGAUCUUUUCCAUGCAGCGGUGGACAUGAGCGGCUCGUACGUCUAUAACGCGACGCUGGAACAGGCCGAGUCCGACAACCUGGUAUUUCUGAAUAAGACGACCUGCAAAGAUGUGGCCUGUCUCAGACGUCUCUCUGUCAGACAAGUCCUGCAGGCCAUCCCGUGGCAGGACUACCCCUCCUGGGCAGCAGAUGAGCUGGUGGACAUUCCCACUAAAGGUCAGCGUAUCGGCCCGGUCGCAGUGGUGGACGGAUACGUCCUCGAAGCUCCACCUUUUGAGGUUUGGGAGAAAGCCGGAACCCACAACGACGUCCCUUUCCUCGUGGGGACGACGGCGCAGGAGGUCGACUUCAGCCCUCCAGCUGAAAACAUCUCAAUGUGGACGUGGGGCGACUACCAGUGGUUUGUAACAGAUAAACUUAAGUCCUUCAGCGAGAAUCUCCCCAAAGAGGCGUUGAAGCUUUACCCGAGCUCGGCCAAGUGUCCCACCAAAGAUCGCUGCCCGGAGCGAGCUUACACCACCAUGGUGUCCGACAUCAGGGUCACCUGCCCCAACAACGACCUGGCCAGGAGGGCUGCAGCGGUUCUGAACAGUCCUGUGUAUCGAUACGUGGUGACUCAUACGCCGUCCGGACCCGUCAACACAACCAGCGAUUUGCUGCCGUUCCCCAGCCGGUUCUCCUUCCACUGCCUGGACGCCGUGGCUUUCUUCGGAGGGCUGGAGCUCUUCCUGGGAAAACCUUUGUCUGCUGAGGACAGGAACUUCCAGGAUCUCAUCACACGGCGCUUCGUCAGCUUUGCCAAAACAGGUAAGAUGGAGACCGAUUGGCCUGAAUACCCAGCAGCCACCGCUCUUCUGUCCCACAACUUAACGGUGGUCCCGAGCUACUCGCCGGCUCAGUGUGAGCUGUGGAAGCGGAGCGGCCUGUUUGACUACGCCUGGAUGAACUGAGCACAACAGCUCAAAGUCACUUUGUUGUUGCAGCUCAGAUCCUGCAGCAGCCGUUCCACUGGCUGUGAGUGUGAAACCUCACCGGAAAUCCUACACUUUGUUGUUCUGAAGUCAUUGUAUUGUACUGAAGUGUAACAACAGCCACAUUUUCUCACUUAGCCCCUGGUGGUAUCUCUCCAUGCAGAUAUUUGUGUCUAGAUUUACCCUGAUGCAAAUCAGGUGAAUGAAAUAUCAUUUAUGAAUCUGACGGCAGUGAAAAACGAGCUUUUAUUGCAUUAAAACAUUCAACAGAAAAGUGCCUUUCCAGAAACAAUGCUGUUAUUUUAAAAGACACAGACAGUUGAACCUGUUUGUAUAAAAUACCACUGGAGGAAAGUGUUUUUUGUGUUUUAAUUUGGGUGUAUCUGCCCUUUAGCAGGUUUCGUGUGAUGUACAGCAAACCUGAAUACUCAUGAGGGAAGCGUGUAGACCAAAGUGAGCUGUGCAGUGGAGGUAAUGUGAUUUGUGAAGGGUUUAGAGGAAAGAGGAAGUUAUUUUUAUGCAAUGUCAGUGUGUAAUAUGAGGCAUCCUGUGUUGGAAAGUUACAAUUAAGGAAAUAUAUCAUCCAGAAUAUUUAAAACAAGUAAGAAGUUUUAUUUCUGUAAUCAUCAGGAAAAAAAGCAUCAUCAGAUCUGUCCGACCAGCUCAAACAAGGACGCUUUGAGUUAAAAACAGUUCUCCAGUUAUCGCUGUAAUGCCACUUUUGCAGGAAGUCUGACAAGCAGCAGAGUUAAACAUGUAGAAAUCUGCUGUCCUACUGACCCCAAACUCUAUCAUUUAAAACAGGCGACACACGGCAGCCUCAAAGUAGUCGUUUGGCUUUUUAGGAUUUCAUCAGGGGUCAAACACUUUAACAUUCCUCCUGUUUUAUAGAGUUUUAUAGAAAUCACACUAUUAAGGGAAAGAAAUGUUGCUGUAUCUGCAAAAAUAUUACAUCAGGAAGGAGUAAUAUUUGUUGUUAAAUAUUAAAAUGAUGCUAAAACAAAAAUACGUUCAGAUGGUAGAUGUUUGAAGUUACCGCCUCAAAAGCUUAAAGGGAAUUCAACACGUGCAAAGUUUAAUAACGAAGACGUCCAGUUGUGUUAUUGUUAUGUGGAUUUCUGUGGUCUAAUCAGGGAAAAUUUCGAUGUGUGAAGUGGAUUUAAGAAGGAACGCUUGAUUUGUGUAGUUGUUAUUGUAGCCUGUGGACUCGCUUACGAGCUGCAGGACGUCUGCUUUGUGAAUUUUGUCGAGUUCUGCUGUUUGCACUGAUUCAUAACGCUUGGCCACUAAGUAUUUGCACUUUCCUGUGGACUCGUGCUAUCACUUGUAUGUUUUAUUUGAAGUCAUAAUUAACCGAAGCUAACCUGUUUAUUCAUUCCAUUUUUUUUUUGUUUUGUGUGAAGCUUAACCAAAUUUACACACAUCUUUAUUUUAACUAAAUUACAGAUGAAGUUACAUUUUUAACCACUUGUUAGCUUUGCAUUGUGUUUUUUUGUUUUUUUUUAUGGUUUGCAGACACUCAGGCAUCAUAUUUUGCUGUGUUGAUGCAGUGAAAUUCACCCUUUAUAUGCUUAAUAAACUGACACCAUGUGAAGUA